GGGGAGGUGGGCGCCGGUGAUAGUCCUACUCAAGAGUAGACCCGCUGACAAUAAGGGCUAUGGCAAGCUUAAGGUAAAGGUAAAGGCAAGCUUAGGCCUUAAUUAAUUUGAAAGGGUCUGUCUGUGGAGGACUAGUAUCAAAUGCAAGCCACAAUAAACAAAGAGGUGCACACCACUCAGAAAUCAAUAGGACCUAAAUUAGUCCUAUAUCGAGUAGGCCCACUGAAACUGAGGGACUAAGGAGUAGCUUAGGUCUUAGUUCCAGUGGGUCUGCCCUGAGGAGGACGAGCAUUACAUGCAAGCCUUUAUAAAUAACGAGCCACCUAUACAACUCAGAAAUUAAUAUGACCUAGAUUAGUCCUACUUAGGGUAGAACCAUUGGGUUGUAGCUAUUAAUUAUACCAUUAAUAUUAGUAUUUAGUAUUAAAUGUAUUACACUCUUCCAAGGCAGGUUCCAACAAUUUAAAAUUCAGAAUUAAAAACAGUUAAAAUAUAUUACAAUUAUUCACUAGAACAUAUUGCAUUCAUGUUACUUCUACUAAGAGUAUACUUAUUUAAAUUAAUGGACAUCUAACUUUGCUCCAUUAAUUUCAGUGGGGUCUAUUUAGCGGGAUGUAAUUUUCCUAUUUUUUUAUACCUCUUAGCUUUAUAAAGAAAAAGAAACUAAGCCAUUUGAGUUCAAUUCAGUGGUUGUCAUAAUGUGGAUGCACUAAAAUUAAUGAACAUAAAGUGGUACCUCGGGUUAAGUACUUAAUUUGUUCCGGAGGUCCGUUCUUAACCUGAUACUGUUCUUAACCUGAAGCACCACGUUAGCUAAUGGGGCCUCCUGCUGCUGCCACACUGCCAGAACACGAUUUCUGUUCUCAUCCUGAAGCAAAGUACUUAACCUGAGGUACUAUUUCUGGGUUAGUGGAGGCUGUAACCUGAAGCGUAUGUAACCUGAAGCAUAUGUAACCUGAGGUACCACUGUACCUGGUAAUUCCAUUCUUUUUCAGUGGUUCUACUAUGAAUUGGAUAUAUUCCUUUAUUUUUAAAAUGCCCCUUAAUAUAUCCCUUGUGAUACCUUAAGACUUGCAGUGCAGUCCUACUAGCGUCUACUCAGAAGUAAUCCCCAGUGAGUCAACAGAACUUACUCCUAGGCAAGAUGUUUAGAAUAGCUGAUGAAGGCUUACCUGGCAGUAAGUCCCAUUGAAUUAAAUGGGCAUUCUGAGCAGACAUACAUAGGAAUAAGCUAUAACAGGUUUAUUGUCACAAAGGUUUGGUGAACUAGAGAGGACACCUCAUUAGAUGAAUGAUUAUUAUCAUGCCCUACUCUAGUUGCUCGCCAGCCCUACAUACCCCCCCACACCUUGCCAACCUGUCACCCAAACCUCUAUAGUAUUUCUUUACCUGAAGGAGUGUCUUUACCUAAAUUAUACCUGAAGGAGCAUCUCCACCCCCAUCGUUCUGCCUGGACACUGAGGUCCAGCGCCGAGGGCCUUCUGGUGGUUCCCUCAUUGCGAGAAGUGAGGUUACAGGGAACCAGGCAGAGGGCCUUCUUGGUAGUGGCGCCUGCACUGUGGAACGCCCUCCCAUCAGAUGUCAAGGAAAUAAACAACUAUCUGACUUUUAGAAGACAUCUGAAGGCAGCCCUGUUUAGGUAAGUUUUUAAUGUUUGAUGUUUUAUCCUGUUUUUAAUGUUCUGUUUAAAGCCGCCCAGAGUGGCUGGGGAAACCCAGCCAGAUGGGCAGGGUAGAAAUAAUAAAUUCUUCUUCUUCUUCUUCUUCUUCUUCAGCCCCCCCAGCCUCUCAAGGUUGCUCUGUUUUUCUCUUAAUCCUGCUUAAUUCUGUCAUUUUAAAACCUGCUUUGCUCUCCUCCCUCACCAUUGAGUUAAUGCAAAUCCUGGAUUGUGAUGAGGUACUACAAGUCUUUCAGUGAUGUGUGAUAAUAACCUUAUAUUAUUAUGCAUAUAGGAAGAAACAAUUUUUAAAACCCUCCUAGUUCUAGAGUUCUGGGGACUCUCCAAACUGAAAUAACUAUUCUAUUGCAAUUCGUAGAAUAUUUAUCACCAAACUUGUAUGUUGAGGCAGGCCCUAAACCCAGUUUAAGAGUUAACGAAAUAGGAAACUUGCUUUUAUUCAAGCCCAAAGUAUCCUAGGAGAGCUGUCUAUGUAGCAUGAAGUUUGAUAGAUAGGGUAGAACAGAGACUUGUCCUGCUCACAGGUGCCUUACUUAGAUGAUUGUGUCCUAGAACUGCUGUUGUGAAAGAUCACUGUGCUUUUAUGCGUGCGUGUAUUUGACUUAAAUUGUAUUGCCAAUUUAAAUUGAAUUGUCACAGACUUUUUUUUUGGUAUCUCAUUGCUAUUUAACCCCACUGUUUACAUCCCCCCUCCCACAGGUUUGCUAAGUGUAACACUUAAUGCAUUUAAAUAAUGGACUGUACACCAUGAGAGCCCAUUACAUUAAAAAUUGGUUAAGUCUUUACAGGCCUUCAGGACUCUGUUGUUUGCUUUGCAACAGACCAACAAGCCGUUAUGCCCCUCUGGUUGCUGUAAUACAGUGACAGGGUCACAAAUAUAGUAAGCCCUCUACUUAUGCAGGGGUUGCAUUAUGGGGAUCGCACUUAAAACCAAAAUUGUGUAUAGUCAGAACACAUUUGGUGUAGGUGCCAAUAGGCUCUGUAUUAGUAUAAGCCCAACUGAACUACAAGGAUUCUGGUGUGAAAGAUGGAAACAUAAAACUGCUAUGUGGAAUUGGUAACAGGCUGGAUUUGGGUAAAUAAACUGCAGCUGAAGCUUGACAAGUUGGUAUGGGGGCUCCCUUUGGAACUGGUGUGGGGAACAUUUGGUCCUCCAGCUGUUGCUCCCAUUAGCCUUAGCUAGCAUGGCCAACGGCCAGGUCGCUGUGAUAAAGGGGAAAUCUCCUUUAGAGGUCACAUUCACACCAUACACUUAACUGCACAUUUAGAGCACACACUCCCAUCAAGUAUCAUGGGAACUGUAGCGUCACCCUCACAAAGCUACAGUACAGUCCCUCAGCAACCUGGACAAACUACAGUUCCCAUGAUUCUUUGCUGGGUGAGGCGGUGGAAGCCAAAGAGCUUCAGAGGUUUAUAGUGUGGAUGUGCGAUCCAAGUCUGCGAGGUGAAAUGGGCGGGUCGGAACCCUCCGCUCGUAGCCUUAUUUUCUGGGAGGGGAGGGGAGAAAGACACGUCAUUCUGAUUCUCUAGGAAAGGAGAGGAGACCGGCUGCCGGAAGUGACGUUGCGAUUUGUUGACAGCGGCUGGUGCUGCUGCUGCUUGCGGCGGGGUGGAGAGAGCGAUCGAGAGAGAGAGAAUUGGGAAAGAAAGAGAGGGGACCCGGGUGGGAACUAGGGACUCCCCCCGCAGCUUUUCUUUCGCUUAAUCUCUAUCCAGCCCCCCCUCCGCCCCUUCUCUCUUAUCCCUACCGGAAACGGAACCAACUCCAACCCGGACACUCUCUUUCGUCCAGGGAGCCGGGGAGCCAGGUGAGUGCGCGUGUGACUGAUGGGGAAGGUGGAAGUGGUACCCUGGGAGCAAUUCCUGCAUUGCUGGGAGGGGCGGAGGACCCGCUGGGAUCCACCUUGCUGCAACGGGGCGGGGGCGGAGAUUAUGGGCAGCACCCCCCCUUCCACCCCACCCAAAUUGCAUGGGAGCUACUCGCUGCAAGGGCGCAGUCGGUGGGCCCAGUGGGUGGGUUGGCGAAACCUCGAAACCCCGCCACUGGAAGGAUAUCAAGCCCCUUGAGACCCACCUGUUGAGAGGAGGGGUCACAGCUGAUCCAUCUGGGAUCUGCCGGUGGCAAGGGUACCAAUAUGUGCACAUUCUUCAGAAAGCUAGUACUGUAACCCAUAUCUCACCACAACCUUGAAAUUCCAUCACUGGAAAAUCUCAGCCUUGAGGCCCACUUGUUGAGAGGAGGGGUUGACAAAUGAUGCAUUGUCCAAAAUCCAUCUGUGUUUUGCCUAUGGCAUAUGUGCCAAGGCAGAUAUCUGUGCAGGUUCUGUUGCUGGGAAUGGGGGAGACUCACAGGGAAAGUGGCACACAGCACCUUUCAGACAGCUUUGCCUCAGGAUCCACUUGGGGUGAGUGAGUGUUCAUAGGGCACUAGUGGGGACCUACAGCCCUCCGGGUAUUGUUGGACUUCAGACCCAUCAACCCCAUGGCCAAUGGUCAGGGAUGAUGGGAGUCGGAAGUCCAGAUGCAUCUGGAAACCAAAGGGUUUUCCACCUCUGGUGCAGGAUAUAGUAAUGCUGUUCCUAAACUACAAGUAGCAUGUAACAGCAGUAUAUAAGAUGAAUAAAUAAAUAUUCCUUAAAACGAGAGGAACCUUAGAAUCCACUUGUCCCAUAGGAAAAUGUGGUGUCUACCCACUAUAAUCUGGUGCUGUGGGCUCUGUGUCAGCUGAGAUGCCUCAAAAUAUAAUGCAUAGAAAGGACUCUCCUGGUAAAUCCAUUUCCCCAAUACUCCCUCCUGCAGAUAAAUAUACUUAUUGAUCAGUUGCAGAAAAUAGACUGGUUUAGUUUUUAAAAGUUGUAUUGGAAGGCACUAUGUGUAUGCAGAAUGGCAGGAAUGUUGAGGGUGGAAAAAGAAAACACAGAGGAUGGUGUGGAGUGCCUAAUGGCUGCUGAAUGGUUAUAAAAUGUCCAAAUGCCCACUUGGAAUUGAGGAGGACAAAAAAAAGUAGAUGUUAGUGGUGGAUCAAACAGUUACCUUUGCCCAGAGCAACUCUUUAGGACUUAAAUUGCUGUUUUUGAAUGUCAUGCAUUUAUUAUUGCAUUUCUGUUCCUGUCUUUUCUACAUGGAGUUCUCCUUUUCUCGUCACAACAACCCUGUGAGGUUGGUUGGGCUAAGAGAUUUGUGAUAGACCCCAGGUCACUCAGUGAACUUCAUGACAGUGUGUGGGGAUUCAAACCUGACAUUCUAAUCACUACCCUGAUUCUGUGUACGCUUGAUCUGCAGAAAUUAGCACCAUGAGGCUCUUCACAGCCUGGAGAUAAACCUUAUGCCACCUGCUAAUUUGCUGCAGAUGAAUGGCUGAUAAACGUCAGUUACAGAUGAUACUUGUAAAGUUGGCAACUCUACGUGUUGUUAAACAGAGUGUUCAACAGUGCUUGUGUAUGAAACUGACGUACCAUCCCAUUUAAAUCAAUUACGAUGGUACAUACAGAUCUCAAGUUAAUGUGUAAUAAGGGCUUGAAGAAUACUAGUGCAUCAGGUUUAAAUCUGAUGUUGCAGGGUUAGUCUCAUUCUUUUCCUCCUGUAUCUUAUAUCUACAUCAUUUGGAAGGAACACACAUAGAUUUGAGUGGAAAACUGACUUCUAACACACAUGCACUAAGUAACAUAUUCUGAAAUAGCUUCAGACUUUCAUGCAGAGGGAAGGUGAAGAGGCAGGUUGCCUUUGAUUUGUUCCAAGUUUUUUGUUUGUGGGGAUCCAUGGGAACAUCAGCAGGAAGGUCAAAGCACUUUCCUCUUCAAAACUGUAGGCUCUGCUGGAAUCUAAUGGUCUGGUUUAGUCCACUCUGGAUGUUGGUCUGUGUUGCUGUCUUCUUCCACCACACCUCCCUUCUUGACUGCAACUGCAGCAUUGGCUGCAGCGAUGACUUAUGAUCAUGCAAUUCUGUCGCCCUGGCUAGGAAGGUUACGCAGCUUAUAAAAGAGUGCUAGGUUGUCAGAAGGCUAUAAAAGGGAUUUACUCAGGUGCACAGUUUACUUGAGGUUGGCACAGCCUGCCUUGAGAAGCAGGAGUAGCACUAGACUUCAAGUCUUUGGGCAAGUAGUAGAGCUGCAACCUUUUAUCAGUUACAAGGCCAUAAGAAGAGAAGUGCUGGACCAGGCCAGUGAUUCACCUGGUCCAGCAUCCUGUUCUCACAGUGGUCAAUCAGAUGCUCCAAUGGGAAGCUCACAGCCAGGACCUGAGCACAGGAGCUUUCUGCCCACCUGCAAUUGCCAGCAAGUGAUAUAUUUCCUCCAACAGGUCAAACAUAGUUAUUAUGGCUAAUAGCCACCACUCAGUUAAAACCCGUUUUCCUUAACUAAAAAGGCACACACAGUUAAUUAAGCAGUGCAUUUUUAGGAAGGUUACUUAUUUUUAAAAUAAGUAUUUAGUGCCCGCCAUCUUUUUAUAUCUUGGAAGAGAAUCCAGUGUGCUAUGGGGUGCAGUUCAGUGUUUUGCUUCCUGCACCUUGGGAUCAGAUUACCUAAGAAAUUGCCUCGGCCCCGUAUCCUUGCUGGUCAACUUUGUUGCUCAGGUGGGACAUUGCUGAGAGUACUGCAUGCCCCAGAGGUGUGCUAUGUAUGCAGUAAAGGCUAGGCUUUUAAUGUUGCAGCUCCAGCCAUCUGGAAUGAGUUCCCACCUGGAAUUAGAAAAGUGCUUAAUGUCUUGAUAUUUAGGCGCUGGAUGAAAAUGGUUUUGUUUUUUAAAAAGCUUUUAUUAAAGAUUUUAUUGGGUUAGAAAAGUAUUGCUUUGUGUCUAUUUUCAGGUUGCAAAGUCUUUUCUAUGGAUAAGUUACAUUUGAUGUGAGCCAUUAAUGUUGUAUACAAUAUAAGGUUGGGGGAGAAGAGAGCUGGGGAGAGAGAUUGAGGGGACGGGUGGUAGUAAACUUACAUUCUUUUACUUAGUGUAUGUGUGAGGUUUUUGUGUCAUCGUCACUUGGGUAGAUUCUCUUUCUUUUCACUUAUUAGUUUUCAUUGGCAGUUAGAAAGUUUUUUUGGGGGAGCCCAGGGCAUGGUUGGUUACCUUCAGUUGACUGCAGAUUUCUUUGUGGUGGGGUUGUUGAGUCAAGUUAAGCAUAUUGAUUUGUGUGCUAAUGGGUUCUUGUUGUCUUGUUGGACUGUGUGUGUAAUAAAGGGCAGCUACUCUGGGGCGAAUGCGUCCUCUUUUAUUUGUCCCCUUUUCAGUUUCAGUAUGUUGGUUAGCUUUUCUAGGAAGGCUGUUUCCCAUACAAUUUGGUACCAGUGGUCCAUGUUCACUCGUGACAGGUCUCUCCAGUGUCUGGCUACGAUGCUUCUGGAUGCUGAGAGUAGGUGGGUUAUAAGCUCUUCAUAAUGUGUGUGCUAUUGUCUUGGAAAAUAUUCAAUAGGACCAGUUCUGGGGUGGCUUCUGUUAGUUACUUUGCAUAUUUCUUGUAGGACAAGAAGGGUUAGAUUUUGGGGUAAUCGCAUAACAUGUGGACCUCACAGCUACCGGGAACAGUGUUGAACUUACCCUUUUCUUGAAUCUUCUUGAACUUAUUUAAAAAACAAGAAAUAACGAAAAACUGAGUCAAGAAUUUCUAAGAACCUAGUAAAAUCUGAUAUUGCAAGUUCACUUUAUUUUAGGUAGUUUGUAAGUUUUCUUGGCACUUUGUAAGUAAUUGUCUCUUUCUCACAUAUUUGAUAAACGGUGUAAAAGUUUGUAAUGUUGUGCAUAUUUUUUCUUUUUUCUUUUAUUAACACUGCUUUUUAAUACACUCUCUUUCUUUCUUUCUUUCUCUCUCUGGGCUACUAAGAUAGUCACUUACACAUUAUUGAAAAAGACAGAUGUAAGGACACAUUUGCAUAAAAUGUGCAUAUGCUGAUCUAUACCUGUAUAUGCAAAUUUAGAAAUAAUGACUAUAAUUUGAAUAGAAAGAAAGGUACAGCUCACCUCAGUGGGGUAUUGGGAAGACUGUGAGCAGCAGCCUGCUUGCUUACUCUACUGCCCAGCUGUUUUCUGCUGAUGUUCCUCUGCUUCCUGGGAUUCUUCCCCUUUAAGCCAAAAUUGGACUUCAAAAAAGGCAGCUCUUCAAAAUAAGAGCCUUCCAAUAGAGGCCUCUUCUCUGUAAAGCAGGAUACACGCCUCUUCAUCAAACUACCUCUCAGGUUGUGAGAUUAAAAUUGAGGGGGAACAAUGUAUGCUAGCCUAUGUUCCUUGGGGAGCAGCAGAAGAACAAUGUAAUAAAAUAAAGUUGUGUGUGUGUGUGUGUGUGUGUGUGUAAUUUUAAUGUUGCUUGAAUGGACUGGAGGCUCCUUCCCCAACCUGCUGCAUUCCAGACUUUGCUGGACUACAGUUCCCGUUAGCCACAGUCGAGGAGUAGGGGGGUUGUAGUUCAAGGCAUCUGGAGCGCACCAUGUUGUCUACCCCUCCUUUGUGUCCCUUAAAAUACCCCAUAAAGUCCCCUUUGCCCCCCCACCCCCGUUUCAUUAGACAUUUAGUCAAGGUUGAGUUUUGGUAUCCAAGACUACCACACACCCAUCCCUGUUUGGUCUGCCUUCAGGCCACUGAAACUAAAUCUUUGUUUGGCUUGAGGGUGGGAAAAUAUUGCAAGGACUUCUGUGCUUUGUGGUGGAAAAUGUCCCACCCCACUCUCUGAUUUAUCUUCUUCUCUCCACCCCGCCGCCAUCGGCCUGCAGCAUUCCCGCAAAGUCCAGUGGGGAAUAUCCCUAAAACAAAGGAACAGGAACUCCAGGUGGGGACGAAGAAGCACUUUUUUUGCCCCACAUUUGCCCCUUCUCCCUCACUCUCCCUGGUCUUCCCCUGUUCACUGCCACAAGAUGGCUUCCGACAGCCCAGACCCUCUGAUGACCCUCUGCACAGAUUAUUGUCUUUACAACUUGGAGGGGACUCUUUGCUACUUGCUGGACAACGAGACACUCCGUCUCCACCCAGACAUCUUCCUGCCGAGUGAGAUUUGUGACAGACUUGUCAAUGAGUAAGUUUAUUUAUUUAUUGUAUUUGGGAACACCUUAUCUUCAAUAUCCCAGCCUUGUCACUUCAGUCCCUAGCAGAGAGACGCUUCUAAAAGAACCUGCCUUACACAGAGUCAGACCCUUGCUCCAUCUAGCUCUGCAUUGUAUGGCUGGAAAUGGCUCUCUGGAGUGUCAGGCAGGAGUCUCUUCCACUUGAGAUGCUGGGAGUUGAACCUGGAAUCUUGUGCAUGCAAAGCAUAUGCUCUGCUGCUGAAUUUCUUACUAGUGCUGCUCAUUCCUGAGGUUCAUGGUAAAGUCUUGAGCACGGUAGCACAUGCUUCAGAAAACGCACAUAACUUCUCUCAAAGAAUCCUGGGAACUGUAGUUUGUUAAAGGUAGUGGGAAUAUAACUCUGUGAGUUUACGGCCCACAAAGCUACAAUUUCCAGCACCCUGAACAAAUUACAAUUCCCAUGAUUAUUGGUUGAAGCUGUGUGCCUUAAAUGUAUGGUCUGGAUGUGACCACUGUAUUUAAAUUUCUUAAGUGCCCUAAUAUAUAAGGCUUACACAUGAGUAGCAAUGUAUCCUUUUUUGUAUUUAAUCUUCAUGACUUACCCUGUGAGGUAGUGUAGGUGGAAAAAUUCUGUUCGUUCAGGAAGGAGCCAUGAAGGACUUCAGGGCUAAGCAAAGAUUUGGAUCCUUAUUUCUGGCGGCCAAACCCAAGCCCCUCUGUCUGCUGAUGUUUAAUUAACAAAAAACGCUCAGAUCGUUUCCCCACCUUGAUCUCUGUCUCUAAACAUAGGUAUGUGGAGCUGGUAAACGCCGACACUAUCUUUGAGCACAAUGAGAACUUCUUCACGCUCUUCUCGGAUCCACGGAGCACCAGGCUGGCAAGAAUCCAUUUGCGGGAGGAUAUUGUGCAAGAUCAGGACCUGGAAGCCAUACGAAAACAGGUAGGAACAGAAGAAGCCAAUUUGUAGCAUUGAACCAUUGGUCCCUUGAACUCAGCAUUGUCUACACUGACUGGCAGUGAAUCUUGCUGGUUCAGGCAGGGGUCUCUCCCAGUCCCACCUGGAGAGGCCAUGGGGGAUUGGACCUAGGACCUUCUGCAUGCUAAGUAGAUGCUCUGCUGCUGAGCUGUAGGCCCUUUCCCUAAAAAAUAAAAUCACAUUCUAGUCCUCAUGAUUCUGAAUAAAGAGCUGAAUUAAAUAGGAAUAGAAGUCUUUUCCCAGCCCUACCUAGAGAUGCAAUGGUGGAUUGAACCUAGGACCUUCUGCAUGCAAAAUAGUUGUUUUAUGACUGAGCAACAGACAUUCCCUCUGUUUGGCAUCUUCCACAGAAGGCACCACUCUCCAGGACACAGGAUCGUUCCCAAACCUAAUCUUUCAUAGGGACAUGAGAAGCUGCCUGAAACCAAGUCAGCCGAACUUUUCUAACUUUUCACUCUACCUUUCCGUCCCUUAGGACCUGGUCGAAUUAUUCUUGACAAACUGCGAGAAACUGACAGCCAAGAGCCUCCAGACCCUGGGCAGCUUCAGCCCCACCCUUGUCUCCCUCAGCCUCUUCGGCUGCACCAACAUUUUCUAUGAGGAGGAGAAUCCAGGGGGCUGCGAGGAUGACUUAAACCCAACCCGCCAGGUCUUGGUCAAGGACUUCACAUUUGAGGGCUUCAGCCGCCUGCGGUUCCUCAACUUGGGCCAGAUGACCAAAGGGGUGAAUGUGGAGAGCCUGCUCCGACCUCUGGCUUCACUGACUGCACUGGACCUCUCUGGGAUCCAGCUCAACGACAUCUUUUUCCUCACCCAAUGGAAGGACAGCUUGGCUUCCCUGGUGCUUUACAACAUGGACCUCUGUGAGGAGCAUGUUCAGGCCAUCGCCCAACUGCGCAAGCUCAGGUCAGCUGGUGGUGCUGUUGACCCGCUUGUUUUUGCAGCCACUUUGCCCCGCCUUUAGUAGCCUGGCUGGACUAGCACCCCCAUCAGUCCCCAGCCUGCAUGUUUUUUUUACUACAACUGCCAACAACCCCCAGCCUGCAUGGAUGGUUGUUGUAGUCCGAAACACCUGGAGAGCACUGAGUUGGCGAAGGCUGGGUUGACCUGAUUGUUAACUUCUCCAUCCAGGAUAGAGCCAACUUGUGGAACUUGUCGCCACAAGAUAAUGCCUUUCUAAUUGAUUGAAUUUCUACCCCAAAGAUGUGACUGUUUUUGCAGGCAUUUAGUCCGGGCUCCUCCACCCUGCUGUCCUCCAGGUGCUUUGGACUGCAACUCCCAUGAGCCCCCAGGCAGCAUGUGCUUAAAUGCUUUCCUUGCUGUAAGCCAAAGCUCAAGGUGAUCCUUAGAAUAGAGCCAUUGAAACCAACAGCACUUCUCUGAGUAUAACUUAUUUGACUAUUACCCUAUAAAACCUAUGAAAAUCCAAUGUUUACUCACAGUAAGAACCUUCUAAAAAUAACUGUAGCAGAACUGCAGAAGGAAUGAGCUAGAAUAGAUAUAUUUAGGUGCCAGGCGAAAACCUUCCUCUUCAACCAGCCCUUUGGCUGAUUAACGUCUGAUACCCUUUCAAAAGUGCUAUGGGAGGGGGGAUUAUUGGUUUGUUUUUGUUCUUAUUUUUAUUACAUAGUUUGUGUUUUUAUACUGUAUUUUUAUGUUGUGAACUGCCCUGAGAUCUAUAGAUGAAGAGCGAUAUACAAACUAACUAACUAAAUAGAUAAAUAAAUACCAUUUUCUAAUAUAUGUGGCAAUGGAAGGGGUUGGGCACACUCUGCAAUUUGCGUAGCUGCCAAGAAGUAGCCAUUGCAAGUGCAGUGUGAGGGGCAGCAGGCCAGCUCAUGUGAACUGUUUAAUGGAGGGGGAAGGCGUUGUGGGGGGGAUGUUGGUUAGGUGUAGAUGAAUGGCAAAGAGUAAGAGGGGCUGGUGAGCAGGAGCCACAGCCCCUAGUAAUAAAUAUUAUUAUCAUAACAACAUAAGAAAAGCCCUGCUGGAUCAAGCCCCUGGUCCGUCUAGUUCAGCAUCCAACUGCGUGUCUCUGGGAAGCGCACAAGCAGGACCUGAGCACAACACAACUGCUCCCACUUGUGAUUCCCAGCAACUGGUAUUCAGAAGCAUUUCUGCUUCCCAGCCAUGGUAGCGGAGGAUAACCAUUGUGGCUGGAGCCAUUGAUAGCCUUGUCUUCUUCCAUGCAUUAAUCUAAUCCUCUUUGAAAGCCAGCCAAGUUAGUGGCCAUCAUUUCUUCCUGUGGGAGAAAGUUCCAUAGUUGAACCAUGCAUCGCCCUGAACAUUCAGUUUCAUUAGAUCCCCCCCCCCCCGCAAAAGUUCAAGUGCCUUUCUCCUUGCCAUGCAUAGUUUUACACACUUCUAUCUUGCCGUCAUGCUUCUGUUCUUCCUUGUUCCCAGGCACUUGGACAUCUCCAGGGACCGCCUCUCCAGUUAUUACAAAUUCAAAUUGACCCAGCGGGUCCUGAACCUCUUUGUGGAGAACCUGGUCAACCUCACCUCUCUGGACAUCUCUGGCCACAUCAUGUUGGAGAAUUGCUCCUCUUCUAGUGAGGAUGAGAAAGUGGGCCAGACAAGGUGAGUCAAAUGGGACCUAUCUUGGUGGCUUCAAACAGGGGUAGGGGAACCUGGGGCCCUCCCAGAUCUUACUAGACUCCCAACAGCUCACAUCAGCCUCCAGCAGCUAGUAUGGCCAGUAGGUCAGGGAUGAUGGGAGCUGUAGUCCAUCAACGGUUGGAAGGCCACAGGUUUGCCAUCCCUGAUUUAAGAAGGAGCAUUCCAUACUGCGUGCAAGAAAUGGAGGAAUGCCACUAUUUAGAAGACACAUUCCUCAUGAGGGAACCUCAGAAGUGGGGAACCAGUGGGUGCUCACAUAUUAUUGUACUCCAACUCCCAUCAGCCCCAGCCAUCAUGGUCAUUGGCCAGGAUUUAUGGGAGUUGGAGUCCCACCAUGUUUGGAGGGUAACAGGGUGCCCAUCCCUGCUGAAGACAACUAAAUGGGCACUUGCCUGACUCUGGUUGAUGUGCACAGAAGACUGGAAUGAGCCACAACUCAAUCCACACGUUCCUCUUUUUUGAGCGCUGAGGGUCCCAGGCUCAACCCUGAGCAUCUCCCAGUUAAAAGGUUCUUGGGGGAGCUGAAGGCAUAACCUUGGAGAGCUGCUGCCAGUCAGAGUCAUACUAGCCAGACUGACGAGCGGCCUGCUUCUUUUGGGUGAGGUUUUUCAUGUCUUUCCUAUUUUCCCCCAGCAUCAGCCCUGAAAUGAGCAGCAUCACCCCCUUCAGGAACCUGAAGCAGCCUCUCCAGUUCCUGGGCCUUUUCGAGACCUCCCUUUGCCAUCUCUCACACAUCCCAGCCUACAAGGUAAAGCAAGAAUAGACGGCAACAAGUAUUCAUAAUAACUAUAUCUGCUACUGAGGCAUCUUUUUAGCUGAGGGAAAAAUAUUUUUAAUCGUUUGGCAAAAUAACACAGCUCAUAGAUGCAUAUUAGGUCUUCUUGAGGAAUGUGAUCUCCAUGGAUUCUGAAAGGGACUGAUCUGAUUUGUGCCAAUGUGUUCAAAAAACAUAGCUCUCAAUCAGAUUUCACACCCACACUCACAAACACAUAGGCUACACUGGGAGAUCAUUAUAUUAUUCACAUAGUGCCAUCCAUAAUUUGGUAACAUAAACAAAUUACUGACCCCACAAUCUAAUCUGCUCCCAUCAGCGAUUUCAGUGGUCUUAAGUAGAAAAUACCUAAAAGUUUUUCUCACCCUUUAUAUACUCAGUUGAACACUGCACUCUGCAGGUGAGGGCCUCCUGCAGAUACUGUCUUCUCAGGAGAUCCAUUAGCCACAAUGUAGGAAUUGGGCCUUUAGUAUAGCAGCACCUGCACUUUGGAAUUCUGUCCCAUUAAAAUGUUAGACAGGUGCAUUUUUUAUUGCCUUUUCAGCACCUGCUGAAGACCUUCCUAUUCCAACAAGCACUUUAAGUUGAGAUCUUUCUGUCAGUCUGCAUCUGCACUGAAGUUGUUUUUAAACAUUAUUUUAAACAUGUUAAAGCUGUUUUAUUGCUUGUCGUUUGCAUCUCUGGACCCCUUUGGGAUCCAAAAUAUAUAAACAAAAUAAGUGAAACAUGUGCGGCUGGUUGGGGAUUUGAAGCCAAGUCUUCCCCAUCCCAAAAGCCAAUGCUCUACCCACUGCCCUACACUUCACACCUCCAGUGCCACCUCUGAACUGUCCCCAUUCUCCAUGACAGGUUACUGGGGGCAAGAGUGAAGAGCAAGUGCUCAACGCCAUUGAGGCAUAUACCGAGCAUCGUCCUGAGAUCACGUCUCGAGCCAUCAACAACCUUUUUGACAUCACUCGUAUUGAGCACUGCAACCAACACCUGAGAGCCCUCAAGGUGAGCAAGUUGUAGUCUUUUAUUCUGAACCAUGAGGACUAGGAGACUGAGAGGAGAUACAAUAGCCAUCUUCAAAUAGCUAAAAGGUGUCACAUAGAAUAUAGAGCAAGCUGGUUUUCUCCUGCUCCGGAGGGUAUGACCCAAACCAAUGGAUUCAAGUUACAAGAAAGGAGAUUCCAGCUAAACAAAAGGAGCAACUUUCUGACAGUGAGAAUGGAAUAGUGGAAUGGACUCCCUCGGAAGGUGUGGGAACUCCCCUUCCUUGGAGGUUUUUAAGCAGAGUUUGGAUGGCUGUCUGUCAUGGAUGCUUUAUUUGAUAUUCCUGCAUUGCAACUGCAAUUCUAUGAUUCUUUUAUUCUCUUUUUUGAGAAGGGCCAUAGCUCGGUAGUACAGCAUCUGCUUUGUAUGCAGAAGGCUCCAGGUUCAAUCCCCAAUGGAAUAUCCAAGUAGUGCUGGGGGUGGGAAUACUCUAUCAGAAAGCCUGGAGAGCUGCUGUCAGUCAGCACACUGGGACUAAUGGUGUGAUCUCGUAGAAGGCAGCUUACUAUGUUUUAAGAGAAGGGUGAUACCUCAGUGAUAGAGCAUCUGCCUUGCACGCAGAAGGUCCCAAGCUCAAUCCUCAACAGCACCUCUGGGUAAGGUUUGGAAAUAGACCUCCCUGUAAAAAUCCUGUAGAGCUGCUGCUGGUCGGUGAAGACAGCACUGAGAUUGAUUGGUAUAAGACAGCUUCCAAUGUUCUUACUUAAUUCAGCCCUCUAUUCAGGGCUGGACUAGAAUCCAGGAGGACUAGAACCUUGCUUUAUUUAGAAGGAAAGGUAGAUAAUCCGCUUUGCAUGCAAAUGGUCCUGGGUUCAGUCCCCCGACUGAAAGCAGCAACAACAGCAGAUACCUAUUAUAUUCACUGGAUUGGUUUCCAUUCCGAAUACGGGAUGAACAGCCAAAUGCCGGCAAUUUCUGUUGCUGUUUUCUGAGAUCCCCACUGGUAGCAGCAACAGAUAAUCUUCAAAGCUUAUACAAAGAGUAAUUGCACCUCAGUGGAAAACAGCCCCAAAUCAAACACUGGACCACUCACUCUGGAGCAGAGCUAUAAUGGAGAAAAUUGUGCAUAAUUUGAGAUUCUAACAAGGAUUGGACCCUCCAGGUGCUUUCUGUCUGAUCUGGCAUUCCUUGACGACAUAGACAAUGGAACCAUCGUUUUCAAGACAGCUCUCGUCACAAGCCGGGCAAAUCUGAAACUAGACUUGAUAAUAUUCUUUACGUAUACUUUGUUAUCUUAAACCAAGUUCAGUUGUGCUUAUUCCACAUGCUUAUGUUAGUUUUGUUUUUUGUCUGUUGUUACAGCUGUUUUCUCUGUUUUAUAUGAAUUUUUAAAUGAAAUAUAAAAAUCCUUAUUUUUUAAGAUCCCAGGGCGUUGUAUAAGAGAGAACUUUUUCUCUGAUCAGCCGGGGCUCUUACAUUCUCAUGGAGGAGAAUCAUAGACUUAUAGAAUUGUAUUUAUUUCAUAAAAUGUAUACCCUGCUUGAUUGUUGUGGUUUUUGUUUAAAAAAACCACCUCUAAAAGUGGUUUGCAAAAAAGCUAAAAAUAAAAUCAAGAAAAAAUUGAAUGACAAUGGCAUUUUCCUGCUCCGUUUCCACAGCUAGUUAUAACAGCUCUGAAGUGCCACAAAUACGAUAAGAAUAUCCAGGUGACAGGAAGCGCCACUCUGUUCUACCUCACCAAUGCAGAAUACCGCUUGGAGCAGAGCAUCAAGUUGCGGCGCCAGGUUGUCCAGGUGGUGUUGAGUGGCAUGGAGUCUUACCAGGAAGUCACUGUAAGUGGUCACUGCCAAAUUUAUAAUUUCACUGACAUAAUUGUGGGUCCUGGGUGGCCAGGUCUGCUGGGGCCCCCAAGAGUCAAGAGGUAGAGUCAGGGAGAGGGGCAGUGCGUCUUGCAUCAGGAGUGGAGCCUGUUGCGGUGGAGUCUAGCAGGGGAAAGCAUCUGAUUGGCUGCUCCUGGUGGCUCAGAGGCAGAGCUGAGAGCAAAAGUUCUCAACUUCCUUGUGAAAAAAUGCACCAGGAUCAAAAUGGGCAACAAAUUAACUUGCAUCUCCACUGAUUUAAAAUCCCCAUGCCCAGUCUUACGAACAAUCCAAGCAAGCUUCAGUUAAUUAUUAGCUGAAGCUUCUGAUUUAUUGAUUGAUUACUGCUGACUUUUUCAAGUGGUUCAGAGUUCUGCGCUUAACAAAGCCGCCUUCUACCAUGUCAGAAUAUCUUCCUGACCGGCAGCAGCUCUCCGGUGUCUCUGGCAGACAUGGAAAGCGCUGUGGGUUGGUGGGCAGAGCAUCUGCACUGCAAACAGAAGGUCCCACGUUCAGUCAGGAUCACCAUGUAGGAAUGUGGGAAUGUUCUCUGCCUGAAACCUGGAGAGCCACUGCCAGUCACUGUAGACAGUGCUGAGCUCAGUGGGGUAACGGUCUGACUCAGUGAAAGGCAGCUUCCUUCUGGAAACUGGGGAGACUGCAUUGCCCAAAGCUCACCUAAAGCAGGACAGCCCUUUCUGGCUGCCUGGUCACCACUACUUCCUCCCUUCUUCCCUCCCCCAGGUGCAGCGCAACUGCUGCCUGACUCUGUGCAACUUCAGCAUCCCUGAGGAGGUGGAGUUCCAGUACCGGCGGGUCAAUGAGCUGCUCCUGAAUAUCCUAAACCCAACGCGGCAGGACGAGUCGAUUCAGCGCAUCGCAGUGCACCUUUGUAACGCCCUGGUGUGCCAGGUGGACAACGACCACAAGGAGGCUGUGGGCAAGAUGGGGUUUGUCAUGGUGGGUUUUCGUGAACGCAACCUUCAGGCGUCUGCUCAAUGCUAACGGAGGCUGAGCCAAAAUUUCUUUCCAGGGCGCUUUCUGGAUUCUUUUCCCACUUAAACCAUACAGAUUCCCUUAUAGGCAACCUUCUGGGGCUGGCAUGCCAGGGAAGCCAAAAGUGGUCAGGACCAGAGGCUGGAAGUGGGUGGGACCAGGGGAUAAAUGAGGGCAUGCCAAGUGAAUGAUGGGCAGGGUCAACAGAGACAUUGCCUGGUGAGGGAGAUACAGCCUUGGCCAAGUUCUGGGGGGCCACAUUGGGUGGGGGGAGAGAAGAAACUGAUGGACAGCAUUUGGCCCCUGGGCCUGCUUUAUCCAGUGACCACCCCUUGUCCUCAAUUAUCCUAAACAUUUACAUAGCUUCUUUUUCCCACCAACAGACCAUGCUGAAACUGAUUCAGAAGAAGCUGUUGGAUAAAACGGUAUGACUCAGAUCUGGUUUUCUGUCCUGCCCUCCCCCACCCCCCGCAAACCCCACAAGGUCACCAGAGCCAGGAACAAAUCAAAUCAAAUAGUUUUAAUCAAACUACAAAAGGCCGGUAGAGUGUGGUAAAGACCCCAGCCUGAAACCAUGGAGAGCUGUUGCUAGUCAGUGUAGACUGUACUGAUACUGAUGGACCUUAAUGGUCUGAAUCAGAAGAAGGCACCUUUCUAUGUUCAUGUGACUUACAGAUCACUCUGAGGAUCUCCCAGGUAGCUCCAGAUUUUACCUUCUUCCCCAAAGAACAAAUCUUUCAAACAUAUUACAUUUUCAUUCCUGCCCCCUUCUUCCAAGGAAAUGUAUUGACUUUUCUCCAGCUUUCACCAUCACAGCGACCCGGCAAAGUAGGAUAGGUGGGGGGGCGGGUAGACUGUCCCAAGACUACCCAGUGACCUUCAGGGGGCAGCAUCAGGAUUUUAACCCUGGUGGUGCUGAUCACACACACUGCUGCUGCUUUUGAGGGGGAUGCCUCACUUUUUCCAGCAUUCCAAAGUGCUGCCUCCAAAACCAUGCUGUCCGUUGUCCCUGCCCACCACACUCCUAUUGGUGGUGAGGACACAAAGAAGGAUUUCCAGCCAAACAGAAGCCAGAGGCUGAAGCCCCUUAGAGACCCCAAUAGAUUGAAUCUUUUUUUCCUUUUCCAUUACUCCGGCAGUGUGAUCAGGUGAUGGAGUUCUCCUGGAGCGCCUUGUGGAACAUCACGGACGAGACCCCAAACAAUUGUGAAAUGUUCCUCAACUACAGUGGCAUGAAGCUCUUCUUGGAGUGCUUGAAGGUAUGCAGAAUUUCAAGCGCUAUUAGUUACAUGAACUACAGAAACAGAAUAAUCACAUUCGAAUGCCUGUCACUGGGAGUCACAAGUGUGGGGGAGUUGCUGGUGUGCUCAGGUCCUGUUUAUAGGCUUCCCAUUGGGGCAUGAGUACAACAAAAGGCUUGGUUGCCCAUAUCCUCCUGAGGUGAGGGGAAGUGACAUUGGCCAAGCCUGGCAGGACAACCUAUUUCAUGCAUUAAUUAACUCCUUCAUGUAUUAAUUAGAUUAUUACCCUAGAAUCUUUCAUUUUUCCUCCCCUGUCUCUGUAUGCCAAUUGCUGGGAAUCUCAGCAGGGGUAGGGGGAAGAGUGCUGUUGCACUCAACAACCUGCUUGUAGGAUUCCAUCUGAUUGCCCACUGGGGGAACAGAAUGCUGGACUAGAUUGGCCUGUGGCCUGAUCCUUCAGGACCCUUACAUUCAACCUCCACUGUCAAAGGCAGUAGCUGGGAGUCAUGAGUAGGAUGAGUGUUGUUGUGCUCAGGUCCUGUUUGCGAGCUUCCCGGAGGUGUGAUGUGCAUAAACCUCUCCCACCCAAACUGAAACCUUCUCUCAUGCAUUCAGUAAAUACACGGGGGUGGGAUCACUGGAACACUCUCAUGAAUGGUAUGCUUUGAAGCAAUGUACCAGACGUGUGCACUGUGUCUGUGUGUGCAUGGAUAUCUGUUGCCAAGAAUGUUUUCUACCUCGGGUGGCAAAGUGUCUCACAUUGGCCCCAAGUGAGAAGUGUGUUAGGGCAGAGGUGGGCAACCUGCAGGGCCCUUCAUAUGUUGCUGGACUCCAACUCCCAUCAGCCUCCAACAAGCCUGGCCAAGAGCCAGGGAUGGUGGGAGUUGGAGUCUAAUCAUAUCUAGAAGGCCACAAGUCUCUCAUCCCUGAUCUAAAAAGCAGCUUGCAAGCAAUGCAGAAAUGCUUCUUUCUGGUUCAGAUUCCCCACUGCUGAUCUAAGAAGAGGCAUUUCCUUCUCAAGAGAUGCAACAAUGUCUCUUGAUUCUUCCCCUUAUGAGAAAGUGAAAUGCCUCUUCUUAGAUCGGGGUGGGGAACCUGUGGCCUUCCAUAUACUGCUAGACUCAAGCUCCCAUAAGCCCCAGCCAGCAGGCAUGUUGGGAGCUGUAGGCCAGGAACAUGUAGUGGGGUCAUAGGGUGACUUGCUGUAGGCUGGGAGGUUGGCAUGAUGACCAUUUUAAAUCCCUCUCCCUCUUCUGUUACAAUCUUUGUUCCUUGCACCUGCCUUCCCUGCAGGAAUUUCCCGACAAGCAAGAACUGCAUCGCAACAUGCUGGGCCUCCUGGGAAACGUGGCAGAGGUGGAAGAGCUCCGCCCACAACUGAUGACAUCCCAGUUCAUCAGUGUAUUCAGGUGGGUGCAUCUUUUAGGGCUAAGUAUCACCAUCCUCUUCUGCUCUGGUAAAAGAGAAUAUCUGAAGGGAUUGGCUGCUGGAAUGGACCAAAGUGGCCCACUUAGUCCAGCCCCGUCUUCUUCAGUGGCCAGCUAGAUGUCCCAACAGGAAACCCACAAGCAGAACCCGAGUGAAACGGCAGCACCUCAUUCCCAGCAACUAGAUUUCAGAGGCAUCCUGCCUCCAGCGAUGAGUGAAUAAAUAGAACAUAAGAAGAGCCCUGCUGAAUCAGACUAUUGGCCAUUUAGUAUGGUACCCAGUCCUCACAGUGGUCAAACAGAUGCACCAAGCUGGGCCCUCAGUGUGAAGGUACUCUCCCCACCAACUGGUAUAGCAAUGAAAAGCCAUCAGUCAGGUGUGUGAUUGGCCUCCCUUGCUGGGGAUGUUUAGGUCUGCCCAACGAGCUGAGGUCUUUUCCCAUGUCCCAACCACAGACAACUCAGAUGUUGGAAGAUUGCAGAGGAGAAAAUCCUUUGGGAGAGGGUGGCUUUUUAGGUAUCCAGGACCCAGGGCUUUAAAGGUUGAUGCAGUUCAGCUUAUACGUCUAUUUUAUACACGACAGCAACCUGUUGGACAGUGAAGCUGACGGCAUUGAAGUAUCCUACAAUGCCUGUGGAGUCCUCUCCCACAUCAUGUUUGACGGCCCGGAAGCCUGGAUGAUCAGUGAGCCCCGCAGGGAGGAGGUGGUUGACCGGAUGUGGGCAGCUAUCCAGCGGUGGGAUGUCAAUUCCAGGAGGAACAUCAACUACAGGUAGGCAGAGACUGGGCUGGGGAAUCUCAGGCCCAUGGACCAAAUGUGACCCUCUCAGUUCUGGCCCUCAGGACUCUCCCCAGGACACCACCCUCAGGGGUACUGCUCCACCCCCCCCCCUUGAGUGCUUUUGCUAGGCUCGGACAUAUCCUUAAACUGCGAUUCACUUCCCCUACCCACAUUGGCCUGGAAAACCUUGUAUUUUAUUAGUUUUGUAAUAUUUUCCUUUACCAUUUUUAAAUGGUUAUUGUUGUCAUUGUUGUUUGACCUCCACAAAAUACCUGCAGAAUGUUAGGUUUCCCAUUCUUUCUCCUGAUCACUUUUUUACCCUGCUUUUUGUCAUCUUUUCAGGUCUUUUGAGCCAAUCCUCAGGCUCAUCCCUCAAGGAAUCUCUCCAGUGAGCCAGCACUGGGCUACGUGGGCCCUUUUCAACCUUGUGUCUGUCUACCGUAAGUCCCUCCUGAGAAACCUCUACUGCAGCAGCUGAGGUUUAGACUAGGUAGUUAAGAAUGUUCCUCUAAGGAAAUAUCCGCACCAGAUGUUAGAAUCAUAGAAUUGUUAAGAGUUGGAAGGGACCACAAGGGUCAUCUAGUCCAACCCCCUGCAAUGCAGGAAUCUUUUUGUCCAAAGUGGGGCUCGAACCCCAUGACCCUGAGAUUAAGAGUCUCGCACUGUAUUGACUGAACUACCCCCUAGGCUUCACUUCCAUGAUCCCUUGCCAUUGCUGGGGGGUUACUGGGAGUUGUUUCAGCAAGCAGUAGUUAAAAUUAGUCACAGUUUAGGGUGUGAGAAUGCAUCACUGAUGUAUUUUCUUUGAAGCAUUGCUAGGAGCCCAUAGACAUAAUUUCAGUAUUUCUGUUCUCAUGUUUUCCUAGACUCUUUAUGUAUGUGAUUGCAAAUUGUGCAGACCACUUGGAGAGUUUGUUAUAUUAAGAGAUAUAUGAACUAUUAAAAAGAAUGAAAUGACUGAAUGAAGAUUUGCAAGACUGUAGAUUCCCCUUCCUGCUCUAAAAAGCAGUGUUCCUUCCUGAAUGAGAUGGAAGGAGGAAUGCCAGAAAGCAUCUAUUUAGAAGAGGCAUUCCGUCCCAAGAGAGGUGGUUUCUCUUAGAGUGGGGGCAGCAGGUUUUUCUUUUACCUCCCAGAUGUUGCUGGACCCCCAACUCCCAUCAUCUCAGAGGAAGAUGGAAGUUGUGGUCCGAAAACAGCUGGAGGGUCACAGGUUCCCUAACUCUAAUGUGGCAUCUUAUUUUAAUCUCUGCUUACUUAAUCUCUUAUUUUAAUCUUGUUUACUUCUUGCUCUUCAAUUCCCUUCCCCUGCAAACAUUCAGUUAAGAAUAAUGUGAUAAAAAUGGGAGGACAGGGAACCUUCAAUGAAAAAUAAUUUUUUGAACUUACAGGAUAACUUCUAUGGAUGUAUCCAAACAUUUUUUAGGAUCAUCAAGUAGGAUGGUAUUUCUCUUCCUUCUACCUUAUUUUUAUAUCCUUUCCUGGGUAGAGUUCCUCUGCCCUCAAUGAAGUCAAACCCAGCAUCGGGAAGUGUAGACAGCCCCUCUUUUAAGAGCAAAAUAUGAUCACUUUUCCUUUUAUAAUUCAGUGUAGUUGGGAGUACAGUGGUACCUCGGGUUAAGUACUUAAUUCGUUCCGGAGGUCCAUACUUACCGUAUUUUUCGCCCUAUAGUACACACUUUUUCCCCUCCAAAAAUGAAGGGGAAAUGUGUGUGCGUCCUAUGCGGCGAAUGCAGGCUCUCGCUGAAGCCUGGAGAGCAAGAGGGGUCGGUGUGCACCGACCCCUCUCGCUCUCCAGGCUUCGCGCACCUCUCCGCAAGCAGCGGGAGCCGGUGCUGGGCUCCCACAGCUUGCAGAGAGCUGCCUGUUCUGGGGGCUGGGGUCGGGGAAAGCUCAGGCUUCCCCUGCCCCAGCCCUGCACCUGGGGGAAAAAAUAUAAUUCCCCCCCCUUUAUUUCCCCCCCUAAAAAACUAGGUGCGCCUUAUGGGACGGUGCGUCCUAUAGGGCGAAAAAUACAGUAACCUGAAACUGUUCUUAACCUGAAGCACCACUUUAGCUAAUGGGGCCCCGUGCCGCCGGAGCCCAAUUUCUGUUCUUAUCCUGAAGCAAAGUUUUUAACCUGAAGCACUAUUUCUAGGUUAACGGAGUGUGUAACCUGAAGCGUAUGUAACCUGAAGCGUAUAUAACCCGAGGUAUCACUGUAAACUCCUCUUUUCCCCUCCCCAUUCACAGCAGACAAAUACUGCCCUCUACUGAUCAAAGAAGGUGGCCUCCUUCUCCUGAGCGACAUGAUCAAAAUGGCAUCAGCCCGGCCAGAAACGAAGGAGAUGGGAAGGUAAGUCCUCUGGAGAAAUAGGCCCCAUCUGCACUAUACAUUUAUAUUGGUAUCAUACCACUUUUAAACAGUUGCUGCCUCCUCUAAAGAAUACCGGGCCAGUAGCUUGUUAAAGGUGCAUCUUCUGUUCCCUUCAGAAGAGCUACAAUUCACAGAGAUCCUUGGGAAGAGAGAUCCGUUACUGAACCACCUUGGAACCUGUAGCUCUUUGAAGGGGAAGAGAGGUCUCCUAACCACUCUGGGCACCCUGAACAAACUAUAGCUCCCAUUAUUCUUUGGGGGAAGGCACAGCUGUUUAAGGUGGUGUGAUACUGCUUCAAGCUAUAAUGCAGAUGCAGCCACGGAGCAGUGUGUCAAUAGUGACUGACGACCACCUCCUUCCCUACAGACCCUCCCAGCUGUUAAGAUCAGCAGAGGGGGCCCUCUUGGUAGUUCCACCUCCUUCAGAUAUUUGGGGCUGGCCUAGGAGAGGGCCUUCUCUGUGGCAGCCCCUAAGUUGCGGAGCUCCCUCGCUGCAGAGAUGCGUCUGGCACUUCCACUAUGCAGCUUCCGGCGGCGGAUGCUGAAGGCGCAUCUCUUUACCCUGGCCUUUGACACCUGAGAUGUUUUGGAGACCCGCUCUAUUCCUAUGACUGUAAUCUGUUUUUAAUUAUGAACUUUAAAUUGUUGCAACCAGUCCUCAGACCCACUGAUGAAGAACAGGUAAUAAAUUUAAUAGUAAUAACAUAAGAAGAGCCCUGGGCCCAUCUGGUCCAGCAUCCUAUUCUCACAGCAGCUGACCAAAUGCUGCAGUGGGAAAUCCACAAGCAACACCUGAGCACAAAAGCACUGUCCCCUCCUGCCAUUUCCAGCAACUGUUUUCCAUAAGUAUUACUGCCUCCCACUGUGGAGGCAGAGCAAAGCUAUUGUGACUACUAGCCAUUGAUGGCCUUCUCCACCUCCAUGAAUUUGUCCAGUCCUCUUUUUAAAGCCAUCUAAGUUGGUGGCCAUCACUGCUUCUUGUGGCAGUGAGUUCCACAGUUUAACUAUGUGCUGUGUGAAUAAGUCCCUUUUAUCUGUCCAGAAACUCCCAGCACUUUGCUUCAGGGGAUGUCCACAAGUUCUGUUGUUACAAGAGAGGGAGGAAAAGUUUUAUAAUAGUGAUAUCUCAGUCUGUGUUCCUUGCCAUUUCCUAAAUCACUGACCUCUGUUUCCUUUCCAGGAAAGUCAUAGAACACUGCAAUAACUUUAUGGACGAGAACAUGGACACAUCUAGAUAGAGGCACCCCUGGCUUUCCACCACCUGCCAGCAUUGCAUUCGACAUCUCUCCCGUUCACUGUACAUAGGUUGGACUUUCUCACCAGCUUAGCAGUUGGAACGAGCCUUUAUGAAUACGUGUGUGUGUCCGUCUUUUGAAAAAGACCCCCAGCAAACAAAAGCGCUUCCGAGUAGCACCAGCUGUGGGGACCAUUUUGCACAACAACAAUCCCUUUCCUUUAAAUAAUGGAUUUCUCCCUUAACCCCUUCUACCACUACAACUUCCUCUUUUUUUUGUCUUGUUUUGUUUCAAAUGGUUCAGAUUGGAGUUUGUGUGUAUGUGUAUGAUUUCUGUAUAUAUAUAAAAAAAGGAAAAUGAAGCAAUGACCAUAUCCUGUGUCUGUUGGUGUUUUCUGGAGAAUAUGAAAAGCUUCAAAUGAAUGUAAGCCCAAUUAUCUAGCUGUGUGAUUGGUAUAAUAAUAAUUUCCCUGUUUCUUUUAGGGGUGUUUUAGCUUAGGGAAAAGUCAAGUAAGGAGCAACAUGAUAGAAGUUUAUAAAAUUAU
This is a messenger RNA of Podarcis lilfordi (Lilford's wall lizard), 24440 nucleotides long. NCBI's taxonomy places the organism in Eukaryota, Metazoa, Chordata, Lepidosauria, Squamata, Lacertidae. The record is from the annotation of a GenBank genome assembly.